Suncus etruscus (white-toothed pygmy shrew) is the source of this 2800-nucleotide messenger RNA. RefSeq names its product leucine rich repeat containing G protein-coupled receptor 5 (gene LGR5). Gene Ontology annotation, biological process: G protein-coupled receptor signaling pathway. Gene Ontology annotation, molecular function: protein binding; protein-hormone receptor activity; G protein-coupled receptor activity. Bases 1 to 2745 code for a protein of 914 amino acids. The record is from RefSeq and is a predicted model, not a curated record. NCBI's taxonomy places the organism in Eukaryota, Metazoa, Chordata, Mammalia, Eulipotyphla, Soricidae. Gene Ontology annotation, cellular component: membrane. The transcript is spliced from 18 exons.
AUGCACCCCUCCGGGCUGGGCGCGCCGCUCCCGGCCGCGCCUCUGCUGCUCCUGCUCCUGCUCCGGCCGGCCGCCGGCGGGGGCUCCCCGAAACCCGGCGCGCUGGUGCGGGGCUGCCCCGAGCACUGUCAGUGCGAGCCCGACGGCAGGAUGCUGCUCCGCGUGGAUUGCUCCGACCUGGGGCUCUCCCAGCUGCCCGCCAACCUCAGCGUCUUCACCUCCUAUUUAGAUCUCAGUAUGAACAACAUCAGUCAGCUGUCCCCGGAGCCCCUCCACAGUCUUCGCUUCCUAGAGGAGCUACGUCUUGCCGGAAACGCUUUGACAUACAUUCCCAAGGGAGCAUUUGCUGGCCUUUACAGUCUUAAAGUUCUUAUGCUGCAGAAUAAUCAUCUCAGACAGGUACCCACAGAAGCAUUACAGAAUUUACGAAGCCUUCAAUCCCUCCGUCUGGAUGCCAACCACAUCAGCUAUGUUCCUCCGAGUUGUUUCAGUGGCCUUCAUUCCCUGAGGCACCUGUGGCUAGAUGACAAUGCUUUAACGGAAAUCCCUGUCCAGGCCUUCAGAAGUUUGUCGGCCCUGCAGGCCAUGACCUUGGCCCUGAACAAAAUACACCGCAUACCAGACUAUGCCUUUGGAAACCUCUCCAGCUUAGUAGUUCUGCAUCUCCAUAACAAUAGAAUCCACUCACUGGGAAAGAAAUGCUUUGAUGGGCUCCAUAGUCUGGAGACUUUAGACUUAAAUUACAAUAACCUUGAUGAAUUCCCCACUGCAAUCAGGACACUGUCCAACCUUAAAGAACUAGGUUUUCAUAGCAACAAUAUCAAGUCCAUACCAGAGAAGGCAUUUGUCGGCAACCCAUCUCUUAUUACCAUACAUUUCUAUGAUAACCCCAUUCAGCUUGUUGGAAGAGCUGCUUUUCAACAUUUACCUGAGCUAAGAACACUGACUUUGAAUGGUGCCUCACAAAUAACCGAAUUUCCUGAUUUAACUGGAACUGGGAGCCUUGAGAGUCUGACUUUAACUGGAGCCCAGAUCUCCUCCCUUCCUCAAACCGUCUGCAACCAGUUACCUAAUCUGCAAGUGCUAGAUCUAUCUUACAACCUGCUAGAAGAUUUACCUAGUUUUUCUGUCUGCCAAAAGCUCCAGAAAAUAGACCUCCGACAUAAUGAAAUCUCUGAAAUUAAAGCAGACACUUUCCACCAGUUGCUUGGCCUUCGAUCACUAAAUUUAGCUUGGAACAAAAUUGCCAGUAUUCACCCUGAUGCGUUUUCUACUUUGCCAUCUUUGAGAAAGCUGGACCUAUCGGCCAACCGCCUGUCGUCCUUUCCUGUAACUGGGUUACAUGGUUUAACUCACUUAAAAUUAACAGGAAAUCAUGCCUUACAGAGCUUGAUAUCAUCUGAAAACUUUCCAGAACUCAAGGUUAUCGAAAUGCCUUAUGCUUACCAGUGCUGUGCAUUUGGAGUAUGCGAGAACAUCUAUAAAAUUUCUAAUCAAUGGAAUAAAGACAACAACAGUAGUACAGAUGACCUUUCUAAGAAAGAUGUUGCAAUGUUUCAAGUUCCAGAUGAACGUGACCUUGAGGAUUUCCUGCUUGACUUUGAGGAAGACCUGAAAGCACUUCACUCAGUACAGUGCUCACCCUCCCCAGGCCCCUUCAAACUCUGCGAAUACCUGUUUGGCAGCUGGCUGAUCCGAAUCGGCGUGUGGACCAUCGCCGUCUUAGCCCUCACCUGCAAUGCUCUGGUGGCUUGGCUGGUCUUCAGAGCCCCCCUGGACACCCCCUCCAUCAAAGUGCUCAUCGGCUUAAUAGCGGCAGUGAACAUGCUCAUGGGGGUGUCCAGCGCCGUGCUGGCCGGCGUGGACGCCUUCACCUUCGGCAGCUUUGCCAGGCACGGUGCCAGGUGGGAGCAAGGGGUGGGUUGCCAAGUGGUUGGGUUCUUGUCCAUGUUCGCUUCGGAAUCUUCAGUGUUCCUGCUCACCCUGGCAGCCCUGGAGCGGGGCUUGUCUGUGAAAAGCUCCAAAACCACCAAACUCGACCCCAAAACUCCACUGGCAGGCCUGAGGGCGGUCAUUGUGCUGUGUGUGCUGCUGGCCCUGGCCAUCGCCUUGGUGCCCUUGCUGGGAGGCAGUGAGUACAGUGCCUCCCCCCUCUGUCUGCCUCUGCCCUUUGGGGAGCCGAGCACCACGGGCUACAUGGUUGCUCUGGUCUUGCUCAACUCCCUUUGCUUCCUGGUGAUGACCAUUGCCUACACCAGGCUCUAUUGCCACCUGGAAAAGGGAGACCUGGAGAAUAUCUGGGAUUGUGCCAUGGUGAAGCAUAUUGCCCUGCUGAUCUUCACCAACUGCAUCCUCUACUGCCCUGUGGCUUUCCUGUCCUUCUCCUCUUUGCUAAACCUCACGUUCAUCAGUCCUGAAGUCAUUAAGUUCAUCCUUCUGGUCAUUGUCCCGCUGCCUGCCUGCCUCAAUCCUCUUCUCUACAUCCUCUUCAAUCCCCAUUUUAAGGAAGAUCUGGGGAGCUGGGGAAAACAAAGCAACUUCUGGACCAGGUCAAAACAUUUGAGCCUGAUGUCUAUUAAUUCGGAUGAUGUUGAGAAACAAUCCUGUGACUCUACCCAAGCUUUGGUGACCUUCACCAGUACCAGCAUUGCCUACGACCUGCCUUCCAAUAGCCGGGCCCCUCCAGCUUACCCAAUGACUGAAAGUUGCCAUCUUUCCUCUGUGGCCUUUGUCCCAUGUCUCUAAGGAAUAUAUAAAUGCUUUUAAAAGUUGAAAACCAGAAACUAAGAGUGAAUACAGC